AUGUCUGGUGAGGCUGCAUUCAUGAAGCUGCCUAGAACUGAGAGCCCGGAAGAAAUCAAAGGCCACCUGGGCCUCAACCUCCUACGAGAUGUCUCUGAAUCACUCGUCGACUUCAUCUUCGUACAUGGGCUCGGUGGAGGGUCACGCAAGACGUGGUCCCUCUCACCUGACCCAAAACACUACUGGCCAAGGGAAUGGCUUAAGCAAGAGCCUGAGUUCCGCCAUGUGCGCAUACACAGCUUCGGAUACAAGGCUGACUGGGCUGAGACGAAGAUCGUGUUUAUCGCCCAUAGCAUGGGCGGAAUCGUCGUUAAAAAGGCAUACAUCCUCGCCCGGGAAACUCUUCGUUUAGAGGGAUUAGCAGACCGCAUUCAUUCCAUCUACUUCCUCGCCACUCCCCAUCAGGGUUCUAGUAUGGCAGAGGUACUGGAGAGGAUACUCCGGCUGUCAUUCAGUACUAAGGCCUUCGUGAGCGAGCUCAGUCCUACUUCCAAGUCGACUAUGGAUAUCAAUCAUUCCUUCAAACCUCUUACUACUCAAAUCGAACUAGUUUCGUUUUAUGAGACUCUCGAGACAAAAUUCGGACCAGCCUCUGCGAUGGUUAUCCCUAGAGGCUCUUCAUACCUUGCCCUACCGAAUGAAAGAGCAAUAGCACUGCACGCAGACCAUCGCGGUGUCUGUAAAUUCGAUAAACGGGCCGAUCUCAACUACAAAAUACUGCGCUCCUCGUUCUGUACUACCCUCCGCCGGAUAAUUCCAAAGCAUAUAUUAGAGCCACCACCACAAGGCGGCCUUGCUGAUUCCUGCGAAAUUUCAACAGAUGAACCCCAUCGAUUACCGGAGUUGACUGGUGUAUCGAACUCUCCUGUAGAUGAAGAGUAUAUCUUGGAAAAUUACCGGCCCAUGUAA
Microsporum canis CBS 113480 is the source of this 909-nucleotide messenger RNA. RefSeq lists its product as hypothetical. The transcript is spliced from 4 exons. The coding region runs from base 1 to 909 and encodes 302 amino acids. Gene Ontology annotation, molecular function: hydrolase activity, acting on ester bonds. Lineage: Eukaryota; Fungi; Ascomycota; Eurotiomycetes; Onygenales; Arthrodermataceae. The record is from RefSeq and is a predicted model, not a curated record.